This is a messenger RNA of Vespula pensylvanica (western yellowjacket), 1338 nucleotides long. RefSeq names its product EF-hand domain-containing family member B-like. NCBI's taxonomy places the organism in Eukaryota, Metazoa, Arthropoda, Insecta, Hymenoptera, Vespidae. Bases 1 to 1338 code for a protein of 445 amino acids. The record is from RefSeq and is a predicted model, not a curated record. The transcript is spliced from 8 exons.
AUGGCAAACUCAAACAAAAAUAGUUCAUCUAAAAAACUUAAUUCAGAAUAUAAUAAAAAUUCGGACUCUAAUUCUACCGUAAAAGAAUGUUUGCAAUAUCAAUUAUUAACACCAUUCCAAACACUCGUUUGGGAAUUGAGGAAUACUGUAAUGAAAAGUUAUUGGAACAAAGAAGUUGGAAAAACUCAUUAUUUAGUACCUUAUUUACCAAUCGGUAUGGAUCCCUUAAAAACAACUUUCGGAAAAAAAUUUAAAUCUGAGGCAACAAUGGCGGAUUUAAUUAAUCCUCCCGAAAUUGAUAGAAAACCGAUAAUGCGCACAGAUGUUGAUUUUUGUAGAUUUGAAGAAAUAAGUCAAGAAGAUGGAACACAAAUAACUAGAAAUUAUAAUUGUCACUUUAACAAACAUACAAAUUUCGGAAAAAAGAGUAAUGCCGAUGUAAGAGGAUCUAGAAUUAAAAAGAUUAUACGUGGCGGAGAUUAUAAUACUACUACAUUAGUCAAUUACAUUCAAGCUGAUUUCUUAAAAGAAACACAACUUCUUCUUGGACAAGUAAAAAAUCCAACAAAAAAAUGUUUCUCUCCAUCAACUAUAUAUGGUAAACCCUCGGCAAAAGAAAUAGAUUCAGUAGCUGAUGCAUUACAAGAGUCACCUAUAGACAAAACGCUGCUCUUCAAAUGGAAAUAUUUACAAUAUCUACGUAGCUUACGUAAUAAUCUUAAAAAACGUAAUCCGAGUAUUGAUUACUUUGAUAUUUAUGAAGAUUUAGCUUCUUUGGACAAGGAACAUACUGGUAUCUUAUCGGAAGAAGAUGUAUUUACAAUUUUGGGAAUCUAUAAUAUCCAUCCUGAAAGACAACUAUUUGACGCAUUGUUAGAUCUUUUAGGAUUACGACAAAAUGAUAAACUUUUUUAUAAUGAUGUAGUGAAUCUUCUAAACUGGAAAUGUCCAUUUCCCACAUUGCCAAUAGCAAAAAGUAAAAGUAAAGAAGAAGAUAUAAUGUCAUCUCUACAUGAAGAUGAUAGUAAAUCUUGCAUAACUCCAUCUAAAUAUUAUCCUUGUAAUGAAAAGUUGUAUCCAAAGAUCGACAAUGUUUAUGCUUUAAUUUUUCCCAAUACUUUUACAAAAUUUGGCCUGAAUCAUAUAGAUUUUUUUAAGCUUCGAAGUAAAAAAGAAAUACAAAGUAUAUUUGAAAAUAUUGGAAUUACAUUUCCUGAUAACACUUUUGAUACACUCUGGGAAAAAGCAAUUAAGAAAGAUGGUGCUGAGGGUGUAUGUGUUGAUACGUUUAAUGCUUUAUUAGAUGAAUCUAUAAAUUGUUUUCACAAAAAUAUAUAA